UGCAUUCUCCCACAAACUUCUCCAUUUAUAGCCAAAAAGAAAUUAACCGUUCAAAUUUUCAAACCUACAACUGCAACAUAAUCUUUCUCUUUCUCUUCCCUGCUCCUCGUCCUCGUCCUCCCUCUCUCUCACACACAUACACAAGAGGACAAGGUCAGGAUCUGGGUCUGGUUCUUUCCAUUACCAUAGUCAUGAUCUUCUUUGUUAUCAGCCUUCGAUCUUUUUCUGACCUUUGCUAACAGCCACCGGAGUAUAAGCAACAAAAAGAGAGGAUUUCUAUAGUUAAAUUCUUGACCCAUUUUAGUUGUAUUGAUUCUGGGUUAGAAGUUUCUUUUUAUCAUGGCUAAGAGAUCAUUUAAACACUUUGUGGAGCAAGAACUCGGGAAAUUCCCGCAUUUUCUGAUUUAUGCUGUGCUUGAAUGGGUGUUGAUAUUUGUGCUUUUCAUCGAUGGGUUCAUUGCAUUUUUUGCCAAUGAAUUUGCUAGGUUCUUUGAAUUGAAAAUCCCUUGUUUGCUUUGCACAAGGAUUGAUCAUGUUCUUGUUCGUAGAGCCGCUGAUUUUUAUUACAAUGAUUCUAUUUGUGAAUCUCACAAGAAGGAUGUUUCAUGUUUGGCUUAUUGUCACAAUCACAAAAAGCUUUCUGAUAUAAAUAAAAUGUGUGAGAGUUGUCUUCUUUCUUUUGCUACUGAGAGAUCAUCAGAUUGUCAUACGUAUAAGUCUCUUGUUGGGAUUCUGCACAAGGACAUUGAGUUGUUUGUUGAUAAUGAUCAAGAUCACCGUUUGACUUUGUCUGCUGGAAGGAAGGAUGAGCCAGUGCAGGUUGAGAAGAGUAGCAUCCAUCGGUGUGCAUGUUGUGGCGAGCCAUUGAAGGCGAAAUCCCAACUAAAGGGAAGGGGAACAGGCUUGGCUUCACAAGGUCCCACUCCUUCACCAAGAGCACCAUUUGCAAAUUUGAGAUAUGAGGAGCAUCGCAAUAUGGACUUAUCGCACAUCCCAUACACAGAACUCAAGUACUCAGAGAAUGAAUCAGAGCUACAUGAAGUUGACGAUGGCCCAAAUGCAUCACAUCUUGGUAAGCAAUCUAGGGAAGAUGUCAAAGCUGCUUCUCUGCCAUUGCUGACUGAAGCUGAGGAUAUGCAUGAGGAUAGAACUCCUAAUUUCGGAAGAGCAAACAAGUUUUUUGGAAUUCCAUUAACAGAUUCAGCUAAUGCCAGUCCUAGAUGGGCUGCAAGGAUUUCAAGGAAAUCACCACUUGAGAAAACAGAAUUUUCUUCAGAGUCUACUGAAGGAAACCCGCCAAAUGAAUCAGAGAGUGAGUUGAUAUUGCACCAUCUUAAGGGACAGGUUAGACUUGAUCGGAAGUCGCUGAUGGCUUUGUACAUGGAAUUGGACGAAGAAAGAAGUGCUUCUGCUGUUGCAGCUAAUAAUGCAAUGGCAAUGAUAACCCGCUUGCAGGCAGAGAAGGCAGCAGUUCAAAUGGAGGCCUUGCAGUAUCAAAGAAUGAUGGAGGAACAGGCAGAGUAUGAUCAAGAAGCUCUGCAGGCAACUAAUGAUUUACUUGCCAAGAGAGAGGAAGAUAUUAGAGCUUUAGAGGCUGAAAUUGAGCAGUAUAGAGAAAAAUAUGGUAUCAUAAGGGAAGAAGGUUUUGAAGGAUCUGGAGAUGAGGUUGAUGAGGAUUAUCAAGACUUGAAUUCACAAUCUUUCUCAUCCUAUACUGAAAGAUCCGAGUAUAUCGGUCCAACCCAUAGUUCAAUUGAUGGGCGUAUUAAUGGAGACUUUGUGCCUAGCAACAAUAUGUCAUCAUGUGAUGAGAAUGGAGGAGGAACCCCAGUCAAAUUACAAACUAGGGGAAGAGCCGGUUAUCUUGGUCGGUUGAAAAACCUAAACAAGAAAGCUCACUUCUCAUCAGAUGAUGGAGUUCCUUCCUCACAAGCCAGCUCUGACAAUGUAACCCGCAUGGAUGAAGAGAUAGUACAAGACAGCAAACUGAUGAAAGAAUUAUUUCAUCUUCAUGAGCGAGUGAAGGCUCUUGAAGCAGAUGAUGAAUUCUCAAAGCAUGCUAGUCCUGCAGCCCAAAAUGAUUGUAACAGAGAAAAACUUUUGACUGAGAUAUGUGAUAAUCUUCAGAAGCUUCGUCACUUCAUCUCGUUGCCCUUUGGUGAUGAUAAUGAUGCAUGAUUCUCAUCUUAAUCAUUUUCAUGGUAAUCCCUUUUGUGAGCACGUCGAUUUCAUAGGGUUCAUAAGAAUCAAUGUGUAGAUAACACUUUGAAAAGAAAAUAUAUUCUGAAUUAGUUUUAGCCAAGGUAUGUAAUGUGUACUCGAUGAGUUUUUGAAGUACCACAUUUUGAUGAUCAAUCAAAUGAUUCUUUUUCUUUUUCCACAUACAUGUGAGCUUAUGCCAUUGAGAAUUAUUUUUUUACUACAAUUAGCUAUACAACUGUAAGCUUUCCACAUUUUGAAGCUUGAGUACGAUCAACAAAUGGUUCAAUGGACUAAUUCUUGCUUAUCUGA
This is a messenger RNA of Ricinus communis (castor bean), 2511 nucleotides long. Its product is annotated as probable myosin-binding protein 5. Lineage: Eukaryota; Viridiplantae; Streptophyta; Magnoliopsida; Malpighiales; Euphorbiaceae. The record is from RefSeq and is a predicted model, not a curated record. The transcript has 3 exons. Gene Ontology annotation, molecular function: myosin binding. Bases 340 to 2178 code for a protein of 612 amino acids.